Calypte anna (Anna's hummingbird) is the source of this 3458-nucleotide messenger RNA. RefSeq names its product lebercilin LCA5 (gene LCA5). Bases 359 to 2413 code for a protein of 684 amino acids. The transcript has 9 exons. Gene Ontology annotation, cellular component: axoneme. NCBI's taxonomy places the organism in Eukaryota, Metazoa, Chordata, Aves, Apodiformes, Trochilidae. Gene Ontology annotation, biological process: intraciliary transport. The record is from RefSeq and is a predicted model, not a curated record.
CAGCCCCCGCGCCACGGCGGCCCCUUUAAGCGUAGCGUGGCAACGGCGGCGCGUCCAACGCGGGCGGGCAGGCUUGGUUUGCUCUUCAAGGAGUGAAAUAGCACAUUCUCUGCAGAUGUUUGUAAGGCCAGGACUUAGGAAUGGAGCUAUCUGGGAGUAAGGAUGCAGCCUGAAAAAAAUGCAUUCUGAAUGAUAACUACUGCUAACUGAACAGAACUGCAAAGUUCUCAUGCUUUGGAGAUGAAGAUGAUAAAUCCAAGGAAAUAAUCCAGCUGCUACCAUUGUGACAACUGAAAGGUCCUUUGUGUCAAAAUGAACAGUUUUUGAGAAAAAUCUGGAAAGCAGUUAAAUCUGAAAAAUGGGAGAAAGAGUGAGGAGCCCAGAUUCUGAACACGACAGAAAAUCAGAUGGGGAUAAAAAUAGUGACUCCUACUAUUCAGAUGAAGAUAAUGCAUCUCAUUCAUCUGGCCAGUCACCAACACUAAGCUAUCCAUCUACAAGCCAAGAAAAAAGAGAUCACAGAACACAAACUUUAAACAGCCUUGCGCACUACCAAGCCACAAAGAAAUUGGGUUCCAAAUAUGCACCAAGUAAAAGAGGGACGCAGUGGGGUGUCCGUUCUCAGAGCCUCACUAGGGAUUCUCCUGCAAAAGAUAUAGAUCUGGUUACAAAAAGAGUUCUUUCUGCUAGGCUGCUGAAAAUCAAUGAGCUCCGAAAUGAACUGACUGAACUCCAUAUCAAACUAGAUGAGCUGCAGAAGGAAAACAGGGCACUGAAGAGGCUUCAGCACAGGCAGGAGAAAGCCUUGAAUAAGUUUGAAGAUACAGAGAAUGAAAUCUCUCAGCUCCUCGCUCGGCACAACAAUGAAAUCAGAAUAUUAAGGGAGAGACUACGAAAAUCUCAAGAGAGGGAACGUGCGACUGAGAGACGGCUGAAAGAUUCAGAAGAUGAACUGUACAGAACAAAAACUGUCUUGCAGAAACUGAAAAAGCUGUCUGCAGAUAAGCACCUUGCUGAAAGAGAGGACCUGGCAAAAAAACUAGCCAGUGCAGAAAGCAGGCUAGAGGAGAGUGAAAAGAGAAUUAAGGAUCUGGAAAAAAAUCUCGAAUUAAGUGGUAGCAGUUUUCAACGAGAGUUACAAUCAAAGAAAAAAAAGAUGUAUGAGGCUCAAGAAGAAAAUAGAGUUCUCCAAGAAGAGCUUCAUCAACUAACUCAGAAGCUGAAGGAAAAAGAAAGAGAACUUGAAGCAAAAAAUAUAUAUGCCAAUCGUAUGUUGAAGCUGUCACCAAGAAAAGACAUAGAUAUUAUACAAAGAAAAAGAGGCAACAACCAAAAUAUUAAAAAAGGUGCACAUCUCACAAAAGCUGUACAGACCAGUGGGUACUUCUCUCCAAUAGAGUUUCUUCCAGAACCAGAACCUGCCUGUGAUAACACAGUUAACAAGAAAGAAGGGAUUCUUCCUAAAAUAGAAAAAGGAAUUCCAGACAAAGAAUGGAAAGAGCAAGCAGACCUCCUAAGGCAUGACCAAGACAGGGAAAGGGAAGAGAAACUCAAACGUUUUCAGGAAAUACAGGCUUUAGAGGAGAGGGUUCAAAAACUGCAUGAUGAGUGGAAAAGGGAAGAACAUGAAAAAAUGAAAAAAGAAAGCAGCUUUUUAUUGGAUAAAGAAGAGAAAAUAAAGAUGGAGACAGAAAUCUACAAACCUGAAAUCAAGAGAGAAAGCAAUGAAACGCUGGAAGAAAGGCAAAAAAGAGAGCUCCUGCUUGCUAAAAUGCAAGAAAUUGAUAGAGAAAUUCAAAAUGGAACAAACAUGAAACCUGCUUCCCAAGCACUAAUAGUAAAUACAGCAAGAAAAUCUGAUUUCUUGGAGAAAAAAGAAAAAACUAAUAAAUUCUUGGAUAUUCCUGGCAAGGUUAGUAAUGGAUUUCCUGCAGGUGAUAGCCAGGUUGAUGCCACAAGAGCACAAGGGCAGAAGCAACAUAAUCUAAAGACUGUAGAAUUAAGUGGUGACUUAACAUUUGGUAGUUACAUACCUUCCUUUGGGAAAGGAGCAGGGAGGCCAAGUUGGCUUACUGAGAAAAGCAUCAAUGUAGAAGAAAACAUUAAGGAAAAUGAAGAUUUCAAUAGUAAGAAAGAAAAGAAGUCCAGCUUAAUGGAACAACUCUUUGGAAGCAGUGCCAGUACCAUCUCUCAUUCUAGAAAUAAAGAUACAACACCUUUUGACAUAGACUGGGACUCUAGUAGUACUCUUUUUGUUGAUAAAAACAGCAAAGUCAAAGUAAAAGAAGACAAAGAUCUUUUCAGCGAAGGAAGGAACCUAACCAGACAUAGUUUGCAGCACACUACAAGCAAGGCAGGAGUUAAGACCCUUGGUUCUUUAGAAGAUGAAAUUGAAGAAGUAAUCUUACAAUGAUAUUUUUAUCUGUUUCAUUCAUAUAUAAAACCUGAAAAUAUUUUGUGUAAUAUAUAUUAGAUAAAGAUUUGAAACAUUUCAGAUAUAUUGUAAAGCCUUGUGAAGGAAUAAUUUACCUAAAUAGGUAUAUGUAUAGUGGAAAGAUGCACUUUGAUAGAACAGCCUAACCUAUAUGCAGGACAUAUCUUCUAAAAUGUAAUAUCCAGACACAGACCUUGGAGAUCUGGCAGUGAUUUCUUUGGCUGAAAGAGAGGGAAGGUGUCCUGAGGGGCUUUGAUGAGAUAGGUGAUGGCUGCCUGCUUCAGUCACGCAGAAAAGAUGCAUUUGCCCUCACUUGGACUCCAGACCAAGCGUCACUGUUGGCCUGUGGCACCAUCUGACUUAUGCAGCUGUGGCUCAGGGUCCAAAUGGUAGGGAUGCCAUAGGAAUGGAAGGGGUUUGCAGAGGCUGACACUCCCUUGGGCCCACUGCUCACAUUCCCUCACACACCCUUCAUGCUCACUCUUGCUCUCUUGUUCUCUCUCUCUUCACCCACUUUGUCUUAGUUUGUUUCUCUGACUUUUGCCUUUGAUUGCUCUCACCCUCUCUCUUGCCAUCACUCUCUAAAUUUUUGAGACUUACUGAUACGUAAUGGUACGUACAGUAAAAUUAUUCCUCUCACAAGGGAGCAGUAUUGUUUAUUGCUGAGUGAGUUGGCUAAGAAGGCAGUAAGUUUUUAUGUGGCAGCCCUGGCAUUCAGAGCAGCUACUAGAUGAACAUCUCUGGCCAACCAGAUUAAGAAGUGUUGGGUUUUUUUACCUGUAGGCUGCUCACAGGCCUCAGAUAUUUUCUUUCCCAGACAUUCAGAGAGCCUCUUCACUCAGUCAGGAGAAGGCAUGUGUAUCAUCAGUGAAAUGGAUAGAAGAGAGGUGCUUUGCUCAAAGGCUCAGGUAGAAAGAGAAUAUUCUACACUGCAAUCAUGUUAUCUCAGAAGAAAAUCAACAAGAACACAAUUAACUCAGGAACAGGUGAUCUCGCUUCUGCAUAGGUUUUCUGUGAAUCUUAC